AAACAUGGAACCUAUAUUCUCCCUAGAUAGCGCAUUCAAGCAUCGUGAUCAGAAAUAAGACGGGUUCACAUUAGCAUUAUUAAUUUCGCAAGCUAUCGACCAAGCUGUUUUUACUAACUGAAUUUGUAAUCGUCGGCAAGUUUACGUUUUCCCCUGUUUCAAGAAGAUACCGAAAAUUUUUGGCAUGGCUGAAUCUCAAACUUUAAAAGAUAUCCCCUAUGCAAUUCAAUCUGGACGACUAUCAGUACGUAAACAAGUAUUUCAGCACUUAGAUGAGAUAACUAGGAAAAAUGCUCAGCCACAGACAUUUAAAUCAAUUUGUAAGUUGUUACAAAUCACUCUUCCUCGUUAUUCAGACAGAAAAUCUACAACACUCGUUGAAAAUUUCGUCAAAUUGUUGGUGAAUACUCAACCCACAAGUGUACCAUACCUAAUCAAAACUAUUAAAGAUGUAGCAGACACUUAUAAAGAUUUGUACUGCACGAAAGGAGUUGCACAUAUCUGUUAUGCAGCAUUUGGCUGGUCCUGCCAUGUGGCCAAUGCAUAUUUCAAUAUCGAAAAUGAAAAGGAGGAUUUCCAAACCCUUCUUCAAAGUCAAGCUGUAUUAUUAUUUUGUGUAACAGGUGCUCAAAGCAAAUUUUUGAACUGUAAAAUUUAUGCAUGUGCAACAAACUUAUGGAAACAGAAUCAAAAAAUUGUUGAAGCAUACUUAAUUAAUUUAAAGAUACUUCCUGAAACUCAACAUUCAUUGAACCUAAUUGGCUUUUUUAUAAAGUUUUUGGUCGAAAAGAAACUUAGAGAUGCACUUUCACAAAUUAAGGAGCAUUCUAUUCAAUUGCUUUGUAAAGUUAUUAUAGGAAGUAAAAUCAAACCUCAACUCCACAUUUUAGAAUCAUGUAGUUCACUUUUACGACAAGUUACACAUGAUGAUUUCAAAAGUAUUCUUCUGCCCUCUCUGCAAAAAGCAUUGCUUAGGAACCCGGAAAUAAUAUUUGAAACUGUCUGCAAAAUUCUCUCAAGCGUAUCAUUGGACUUGAGUCAGUAUGCCUUGGAUAUUGGUAAAAGUCUCGGUGUUCACUUGCAUUCGAAAGAAGAUCAGUGUAGAGAGGAUGCUGUGACAGCUACUAAAUGCUUAGCUCAGCAAUGUAGUAGCUCUCAAGCUGUGAAGGAUUUAGUUGAACAUUAUUUUGCAAUUUUGAAUGGUUCUGAAGGCAAACUCACUGUGGUAACACAAAGAAUUGGAGUUUUAAGUGGAAUUGGGAAUCUAAGCUAUAAUAUUGUUACUGGUUCUACAUCUAUUCAAGCACUGUGUGAAAUGGCUGCUGAAAAUUUUAUACAAUUCCUUAAACAUGAAGUUCAUGAAGGUACAAUAUUGCACACUCUUUCCAUGCUUUCACUGUGGUGUGCGAAAUUCACCAUGCAGGUGCCACCUAGUGUAAUGGAACUAUUUCAGAAUUGUCUAGUUCAGAAGAAUUCAACAUUUUCCAUUCGCAACAGCUAUAUUCUUUGUAUGAAGACUGCUUUUCAUGGCAACACAUUGCACCAAGCUUUAGAUUUAAUUCCUGUCCUAGAGAAAGCCUACAAUAAAGCGAUCAGUCAACCCACCCAAACUAAUGCUGUUGUUGAAGGAUUGUCAGCAUUUAGUCUUUUUUUGAAUUUGUACUCAUAUGAUAGUGAAUCUGAAACAAAGCUGAAAAAUGUGAUGAACGUAGAUGUGAACAAGCUGCCUUUUUUCGCUGAAAAGUUCCUUUCUUAUGUUACAGAUGAUGUUCUUUUAUCUGUGAUGUAUGUUAUUGAAAAAUUAGUUAUGGAGCAUGGACAUGGAUUUAAAGAAGAAUCUAACCUUCUUAUGAGAGCAAUUCUUUUCAUACUCACAAGACCAACGUUUAAGAUUCGAAUGCAAGCAUCUGGACACCUAAAAAAGAUGCUCUCUGCCUUGGGUGGAACUCGAUUGGCUUGCGCCUUACUCAAAGAAUUUCCGUCAUUCCUGGAGACUGUUAAAAUUAAAAAACCAUCUAAGAAUGAUGACCAAGAGGCAGAGUCUGACAAUGGGGAUGUUAAUGUUCAAGUUCUUCAGAGUUGUUUAUUUGCUUUGUGCAGUGGAUCCAAUUUAGAUGAACAAGAAGUCCAUCAAAUUUGUAUGGAUUGUCUGAUUCCCUCACAUUUAGAUGUUAUCUAUCAGUCGAAUUCUUCUCUGUGGCAAAAGAUAGCUACAAAAUUACAUCAAAAACCUGCAGAAUAUUUAAAAUUGAAAAAAGAUGAGGUAGUUGAUUUAGUCAUAGAUGAUAACAAUUCAGAAAAUAUUGCACAGGCCAAAUUGAAUGUAUUAAAAACGUUAGUGCAGUUACAACCCAAAGAAAUUGUUCCUGCUAUUGUUUCCUUCACAAUUAAUUUACUAAAAGACAAUGCAUUUGGGCUUGUCACUAAAGAAGAGUACCAUAUAUUCCUUACUCCUGAUGGAGAACUAUAUGAUGCAUCUGUCAUUGAAAAUUUAAAAGAGCACACAAAUAUCAAUAAGAAUAUCAAGAGGGAAAGUAAGCUUUACUCCUACAAAGAACAGAUGGAGGAAAUUGAACUAAAAAAGGAAAUUGAAGCUAAGAAGAGAGCCAAAGGUAUGACAAAAGAGCCAGAACUGACUAAGAAACAACUGGAAGCUAAGAAGGCUCAACUUGAGAAAGAAGCUGUAAUUAGAGCCAAUAUAAAAGAAAUAGAUAGUCGUUUCCAGCGUGCCUUAGAUAAACUUCAGACUUUAAUUGAUGCAAAUGCAACAGCAUUAGGUUUCUACAUUAAAGACUUGACCUCUACCUUAAUUAAUCUGUUUUCAUCUCCCUUAUGUGCCUACAGAGCAACACACAUGUAUGUGAACCUGUCACAUGUGGUUUCAGCUGGUGUUCUUCUUACAUGGGGAAAACCGAUUGCAUAUGCAACCUUAAGACUGAUAACUGCUGCUUGCGAUCUUGAACCAUCCUGGACUGAAAUUGAUCUUGAUGAGAUUGUGUCUAAAAUAAUCAAAUUUCUGUACCUAAGUACGUGUGCUGCAGCAGCUUCUGGAUAUGAUGAGCAACUUCUAUCCCAAACAGCUCAAAACCAUUUGAGUGCUCCUAGUUUUUCAUAUUGUUUCCCGUUGUUCCAGCGCCUGCUCUUGACUCGAACAUCAAAUAUGGAAUUGCUCGAACAGAUCUUGUCUAUCAUAGGAGAGCAUUCAGAAAUCCGAGCCAUCGACACAUCUAUUGAUAAAAUUUAUCAAGAGUGUGUUCCAACCUUAGCAAUGUUUGAUGUCCUUAUCAAAGUGAUUUGCCAAACUACUGGCCAAAUUCAGACCUUAGCUAUGAAAACUUUACUGAAAACUGCUGAAGCUGUAUCAGGAGAUGAUAAUUGUUCUGUUGCUGAAAUGCCUGAAAUCGACAUAUUAUUAUCAGCUCUUUUUCUAAAUGAUGAGCAAGCCAGGCUGUCUGCUUUGCAAAGUUUAAGUGCAAUUGAGAUGGUGUUGCCGACCCCCGAUGCAGAUUAUGAAGAUGGUAUGCAUGUUAUGCAAAGAAUUUUUGUUGCUUGUUAUGAUGAAGCAGAGCAAAAUAAGAAAAUAGCAAAAGAAUUAUGGAAUAACUUAGGUUUUGCUGAGCAUCCAGAGUUAUGCCGUCGAUUACUUAAAGACAUAGUACAUAAGGAAGUUCUAGUGAGACAAAGUGCAGCGAAUGCACUUGCUGCUUUAUUUAAAGUAUUUCCUGAAAACUUACAAGACACAAUUGAUGAUCUUUUAAAAAUUUAUGAAGAAAAGCUAUAUAUGCCUCCUCCAGUAUUGGAUAGUUUGCAUAGAGUUGUGUCUACCUCUCCUCCUGACCAAUGGGAAGCCAGAAGUGGGAUUGCGUUAUGUCUUGGGAAGCUAGCAGAACAUUUGAGCCAUAAUCAAGUGGUGGCAUUAAUGUCCUUUUUUGUUCCUGACGGCUUAGGUGAUAGGCAUCCCACAGUUAGAAAACAUAUGCUCGAUGCAGCAGUUGCGAUAAUCGAUGUUCAUGGCAAGGUUCAAGAAGCCGUAGCAAAUUGUCUUCCACCUUUAGUGCCUGCUAUAAAAGAUGAAGCACCAGCUCUUGUAAAUACUAUACUAGAACUUCUUCUUGGAUCAUCAAGUUAUGGAGAAAGGAAAGGUGCUGCAUAUGGUCUUGCUGGUUUAGUAAAAGGACUUGGAAUUUUAUCGUUGAAACAGCUGAAUAUCAUGAAUACUUUAACAGAUGCUAUUCAAAAUAAGAAGAAUUACAAGCACAGAGAAGGUGCAUUAUUUGCCUUUGAAAUGCUCUGUAAUAUGUUGGGAAGAUUAUUUGAACCAUAUGUGGUGAAUUUCUUACCUCAUCUCCUGAAUUGUUUUGGUGAUGGAAAUCAAUAUGUUAGAGAGGCAACUGAUGAUACAUCAAAAGCUGUCAUGAGUCGCCUUAGUGCUCAUGGAGUCAAACUUGUUUUACCAUCUUUAAUUAAAGCUCUGGAAGAGGAUUCUUGGAGGACAAAAACUGGUUCUAUUGAAUUGUUGGGUGCAAUGGCAUUUUGUGCCCCCAAACAGUUAUCUUCCUGUCUACCAAGCAUAGUACCUAAACUGAUUGAAGUUCUUUCUGAUUCUCAUAUGAAUGUUCAAAAUGCUGGUGCUCAGGCUCUUAAACAGAUUGGUUCUGUAAUUAGGAAUCCAGAAAUUCAAGCAAUUGUUCCCACUUUGUUGGAUGCAUUGCAAGACCCAUCAAAGAAAACUUCCCCUUGUUUAGUAGCUCUUUUAGAUACAAGAUUUGUCCAUUUUAUUGAUGCACCUUCCCUAGCUUUAAUAAUGCCUGUUGUUCAGAGGGCUUUUCAAGACCGGUCUACUGAAACACGCAAAAUGUCAGCCCAAAUUAUUGGAAACAUGUAUUCUUUAACAGAUCAAAAAGAUCUUGCUCCGUAUUUGCCCAACAUAAUUCCUGGAUUGAAACAAUCACUACUUGAUCCAGUACCUGAGGUAAGAAGCGUGUCUGCUCGUGCUUUGGGUGCUAUGGUGAAAGGAAUGGGAGAAAGUAGUUUUGAUGAUUUGUUGCCUUGGCUCAUGCUGACUCUUACAUCAGAAUCCAGCUCUGUGGACCGAUCUGGUGCUGCUCAAGGUUUAAGUGAAGUUAUUGGUGGCUUAGGUGUGGAAAAAUUAAAAUCAUUUAUGCCAGAAAUAAUUGCUACAGCUGAAAGAAUGGACAUUGCUCCUCACGUCAAAGAUGGUUAUAUAAUGAUGUUCAUUUAUCUACCUAUGGUCUUUAAGAAGGAAUUUACUCCAUACAUUGGACAGAUCAUAAAUCCAAUUUUAAAAGCAUUAGCUGAUGAAAAUGAAUAUGUAAGAGAUACUGCGUUGAGAGCUGGUCAAAGAAUAGUUAACAUGUAUGCUGACACUGCCAUUACACUGUUAUUACCUGAGCUUGAAAGAGGGUUGUUUGAUGAUAAUUGGAGAAUACGUUACAGUUCUGUGCAGCUACUUGGUGAUCUGUUGUACAAAAUAUCUGGUGUGAGUGGUAAAAUGACUACAGAAACAGCUGAUGAAGAUGAUAAUUUUGGAACAGAGCAGUCCCAUAAAGCUAUUCUGGGCUCCCUCGGUGCAGAUAGACGUAACAGAGUGCUUGCGGGUCUUUACAUGGGUCGUUCAGAUGUUGCUCUUAUGGUGAGGCAGGCUGCAUUGCAUGUCUGGAAAAUUGUUGUUACCAAUACACCCAGAACUCUCAGAGAAAUUCUACCUACUCUGUUUACUCUUCUACUUGGCUGUCUUGCUAGCAAUAGUUAUGACAAAAGACAAGUUGCAGCCCGAACUUUAGGUGACCUUGUUCGUAAACUGGGUGAGAGGGUGUUGCCAGAAAUCAUACCUAUUUUGGAGAAUGGUUUAGAUUCUGAUCGUCCUGAUCAAAGGCAAGGAGUUUGCAUUGGUUUAAGUGAAAUAAUGGCAUCAACGAGUAGAGAAAUGGUUCUGACUUUUGUUGACAGUUUAGUGCCUACUGUCAGACGUGCUUUAAGUGAUCCCCUGCCUGAAGUGCGUCUUGCAGCAGCAACUACAUUUGAUAGUCUCCAUUCUACAGUUGGAGUUAGAGCUUUAGAUGACAUCUUACCUCAUUUGCUUAGACAGUUGGGUAAUCCAGCUCAAUCUGAAUAUGCUCUAGAUGGUUUGAGGCAAGUAAUGGCUAUUAAAAGUAAAGUUGUUUUGCCAUAUCUUGUUCCACAGCUGACAGCUCCACCUGUGAACACAAAAGCCUUAUCAUUCUUAUCUGCUGUAGCAGGAGAUGCUCUUACUAGGCACUUGCCAAAAAUUCUACCUGCUCUUUUAACAGCUUUGAGUUCUGCGAUCAACACACCCACUGAAAUACAGACUUUAGAGUAUUGCCAAACUGUUGUUUUGGCGGCAACUGAUGACUUAGGUGUGCGAACAAUUGUUGAUCAGCUUUUGGAAGCUACAAGAAGUGAAGAUCCUCUACGAAGGCACGCUGCUGUUGCUUUGUUGUGUUCAUAUUGUUGCCAGAAGAAAGUUGAUAUUUCUCAACAUGUGCCUCAGUUAAUCCGUGGCCUUAUCCGCUUAUUUACUGAAAAGGAUCAGAAAGUACUUCAGCUUAGUUGGGAAGCUUUAAAUGCCGUAACAAAGAAUUUAGGUCCCUCAGAACAGUUGAAAAGCAUAAAUGAUGUGAGGCAAGCAGUCAGAUUUGCUGCUAGUGACUUAAAAGGCGAAGAACUUCUGCCUGGUUUUUGUCUUGCGAAGGGUAUAUCUCCCAUUUUACCAAUCUUUAGGGAAGCCAUCUUGAAUGGAGUGUCGGAAGAUAAGGAGCAGGCAGCGCAAGGUCUUGGUGAAGUUAUUAAACUCACAAGUUCAGAUGCUUUGAAACCUUCAGUCGUUGUAAUUACUGGACCUUUGAUAAGAAUUCUAGGUGACCGAUACAACUGGCCCACUAAAGUGGCAUUUUUAGAAACACUGGCACUACUGCUAGCUAAGGUAGGACAAAUGUUGAAACCCUUUUUACCUCAACUGCAAACAACAUUUUUGCGAUCUCUUAGUGAUGGGCAUCGCUCUGUGAGGUUGAGAUCUGCAAGUGCUUUAAGUUACCUCAUUUUAGUGCACAAUAAGCCUGAUGUUUUAUACUUAGAACUGCACAACGCUGUAAAAAGCUCUGAAGAUAAUUCCUUAAAAGAGACUAUGCUACAUGCUUUGCGUUGCACAAUUAAGCAAGCUGGUGAUAAGAUGUCUGAUCAGAUGAAAAGGAAUAUUGUUACCACGGUUACCGGCAUGUUGGGUUAUCCAGAUGAUUCCUGUAGAGUGGUUGCCGCUGCUUGUGUGGGAACUUUAUGUGGAUUUUUAUCGGAUGACGAGUUUGAAGAUAUUGCCAGAGAAAACUUGUUAGAUGAUGAUACUUCUCUAGACUGGACCCUUAGACAUGGAAGAAGUGUUGCAUUAAUGGUUUGUUUGAAGGAAGCACCCACCAGAAUUCUGAAUGAUGAUUGGGCAGAAAGAAUAAUCAAAGUGCUCUUAGUCUAUAUCACAGCUGAUAGGCUUGCCAUAGUCUUGAGUGGUGUGAGAGCUGUAGGCUAUUACAUGCUAUAUAUGUUACAACAAGAGAAACCUAUCCCUCAGUUACUGCUAACUACAUUUGCUAAAAGCAUGAAUCACACAACAAAUGAAGUGAAACAAACAGUAGCCCUCACAAUACACUUCUUAUCUAGAAAAUUACCUUUACCUAUUUAUUUCAUGAAAACCGUUGUUCCCCAUUUAGUGAAUGGAACAAAAGAAAAGAACACGAUAGUCAAGGCAAAUAGUGAAUUUGCCUUAGUUUCUCUACUAAAUUUGCGUACAAAUGAAGAAACUGCUCAGGCUUGCUUAAAUGCAAUGGAUGCCGGUGCAAGAGAAGCUUUGCAAGAUGUUGUGACCAAAGUUUUAAAGAAGGUUGCAAGCCAACCUGAGCCAAAGGAAGAAGAUUUAGAUGAUACUUUGCUUACCUGACAAAAUUUUAAACCCCUAGGAUUAAAGACAUUUUUUUUCAUUCAAAUGAAGGGCAGACCAAAAUUACCUGCUCAGCAAUAUCAUUACAACAAAGACUUUGAAUUUAAUUCCAAUAAUAAAAUUUUAAAAUUA
Messenger RNA from Parasteatoda tepidariorum (common house spider), 8098 nucleotides. RefSeq names its product lethal (3) 80Fj (gene l(3)80Fj). Gene Ontology annotation, biological process: cellular response to amino acid starvation; regulation of translation. Gene Ontology annotation, cellular component: cytosol. NCBI's taxonomy places the organism in Eukaryota, Metazoa, Arthropoda, Arachnida, Araneae, Theridiidae. The record is from RefSeq and is a predicted model, not a curated record. Gene Ontology annotation, molecular function: protein kinase regulator activity; protein binding.